Solea senegalensis (Senegalese sole) is the source of this 2277-nucleotide messenger RNA. RefSeq names its product linkage group 21 C18orf54 homolog (gene lg21h18orf54). The transcript is spliced from 15 exons. The record is from RefSeq and is a predicted model, not a curated record. NCBI's taxonomy places the organism in Eukaryota, Metazoa, Chordata, Actinopteri, Pleuronectiformes, Soleidae. Bases 132 to 1718 code for a protein of 528 amino acids.
UAAACACACAGACGAUAGCGAGGCUAAUGUUGUAAACUGACUCCAGACCAGCUGAAGUCACAGUGAGCGGCGUCUGUUCCCGGGACUUUUUAAAUGUUCACAUCCGAACAACAGAGUAUGCACAAAAGAAUAUGGAACCCGACAGCCCGGCCGGUGACUUCCUGUCUCCAGAGUCCACAGUGACCUCCCUGCUGUCGAGCUCAGGUCAUCUGAGGAGCAGCCUGCGGGUCCCUGAACACACCACUACCUUCAGAUACAGAAACAAGAACUAUGACUCUGCCUCUGCGGCGCUGGACGCCUACAUCACAGACUUUGACAGCAGCUGUCAGAAGUGCCGGUCAGUGACAGGAAGACUCGUUCUGCCACAGAGUCCCUCGUCCACACCGAGCAGACUCAGAGAGAGCACACUUAGAAACAAAGAUGUUCUUCGGGAGAGUUUGACGGAGAGGGAGCUGGACUUCCUGAAUCUGCCUGUCAGCUCCCUCCGUCACCGUGUCAACCGAGACAGACUAUCCAUGACAACGGACGAGCUGCUGUCCAUCCCUUACGAUGGCUCUCUGCCUGUCACCCACACGUCUGCCUUCUUACAAGGUCUCGUGUCCCAGUCUGGAGCCUCGCAGCUCCACUGCACCCCCUCCUGUCCAGGAUGUAGAGCCUGUUCUGGGCUCAGCAGCAGCCACACUGACCCCCGUCUGAACCGCCACCACCACCCUCAGUUCAUCCAUCGGUCCAGGAGCUCCAGGGUCAUAGGUCAAUCAGCAGCAGAGAAAGAGUUUCCUGUGAGCAGCUUUAAGUCUACACACAGAGCAGCAGCGUCACAGUGGGAGGAGCCUUCAGUGUCACACCGUCCCUGGUCUGACCUGAAAUGCCCAGCAUGGAUCCAGGACUGUGACCUCAGCGAGCCUCUGCCACCGUCCUCAGAGUCAAGGCUGAGAGACGACAACAUCCACAGUGUUUUUCCACAUGUUGCUGCCAGAGGUGGAGCUCCGUCCUGGGUGGCAGAGCUGGAGGAGGAGGAUGAGAGCUGUUCACAGGUGGGCAGCCAGCUGUCUCUCAGAGAUCUGAGGCUUCAGUUUGCUGAACAGAUCUCACAGCUCGCCGCAGAGAGAAGGAGCUCUGGCAGCAUGGAAACUCUGUUCAGAGACAACAGGAUCGAGUCUCUGAUCCAGAAAGCAGAUCACGUGCUGAACUCUCUGUGUCAGAGACGUGAAGGAGCAGUGAGUCCAGUGAACACUGAGGAUCUGCUCACUUCUCCCUCACACCGUUCCUCGUUCCCUCUUAACUCAGCAGCAGCAGCAGGGGGCAGCACAGAGGCUCGGAGCAACAGAACAGCUGAGACUCCGGGCUAUGGUCUCCAUGGCAACAGCAUCUGGGAGCAGCCAGGUCCAGUGGAGGCGCUGAAGCAGAUGCUGUUCAGACUCCAGUCGGUGGAGGCGCAGCUUCAGCAGCAAGAAGGUGAAGCAGCAGCCGCUCCCACACAGCCUGAGAGGCUGCAGACGUUAGACACGCCGCUGAAGCAGAUGCAUGAAGGUGAAGCAGAACUGGAGAGUUUUACAGGUGGACCAUCACUGCACAGAGCGCUGCAUCACCUGAACCGUUUGAAGCUCCUGGUGGGGGAACCUAGGGAGAAACAGCAGGAGGAGAAGGAUGAAGAUGAAGGACGGUUCUCCGCCUCCUCUAAUGACGGACAUGUCUGUGCUCGGGACAAAGACUCCUGAAAAGUGAAGGACGAUGACUGCCUGUCGGUGUCUCUGUCACAGAAGGUGCAGACAAACCUGAAUGAAGUUGUGGAUUUUACAUGAGAAUGUGCCAAGCUGCGAAGAAUGUCCAGACAAUCAGGUUUGGUCAUUUUCAAGAGUGGCAGAUGAAGGUCAGGUGAGGGGGGCGGAGCAUGGGCGGAGCUCCUGGAGGCAGGACACUGCCUGACAGUGACACUGACUCACUGUAUAAUAAGCCAUAACUUUUCCUGCAGUUUUCUACAGAACAUGUCUGAACUAAACACAGUGUUAAAGGGACAGUUCAGGUUUUUUGGAAGUAUGGAUAUGUGGACGAUAUUCUCAAAUGUCUUGUUUUGCUCACAAACCAACCGGGAAGUAAUCGGCUCUGCUUCAUGUGACAGUUUAUUCAAAUGUUUAUUUAAUUUGAACGGGCAUGUACAUGUCAAGUUAAUCCAUUGCAGUGGCAUCAAGACAAUGGCUGCAGACACACAGAUCAUUAUUAUUAAUAAGAGGAUACAAAGAUAAGUAAAUAAAAUAACAUUCUUUCAUUCUAAAACCC